CCUGCCGAGACCCGCCUCCACCCGCCACAAAUUCCGUUACUCGGGGAAAAACGGAUUUAACAUGGCGCACUUUCUGGGAAAUAAUUUGAGUUAGUUCGCGGCCGGUUAAGUGGAAUAUCGCUUGUUGUUCAUUUUUCUGAGGUCCAUGAAAACAUUGUUGUAGGAGAGCGCAGCGUUUCUGUGGCUGUUUGGGAAGCGAACUGCCAUGGGAUGAAAGUUUGAAGUUGCUGCCGCUGUGUAUAAAGCUAGAACAGGAUGGAGAAGCAUCGACCGAAGAAAGAAAGGUUCUCUCUCUUUGGCUCUCGCUCUUCUGGCCGAAGCACCAACCCUCCCUCUUCCUCCUCUUCAUCCUCUACCUCUGCUCCCCCCAUCCCUCCCACUCUCUGCAAGACAGACCCUCAUCCCUCCAUCCCUCCCUCUCUCCGUAAGACAGACCCUCAUCCCUCCAUCGCUCCCUCUCUCCGUAAGACAGACCCUCAUCCCUCCAUCGCUCCCUCCAUCCCUCCUGGUCCUCCUAUCCUUUCUAAGACAGAGUUUUUGGAAGCAGUGCGUUGCAGUAACCAGGCGUGCCAGCGGGGGCAGUACAGCCAGGCGGUGCAGCUCUAUGGGAAGGCCCUGUCUGCAGACCCUCAGAACUGCAUCCUGUACAGUAACCGCUCAGCGGCCCAUCUCCGCCUUGGACAGUACCAGACCGCCCUGGACGACGCCCUCAAAGCCCGCCUGCUCAACCCCAAAUGGCCAAAGGCGUACUUCCGUCAGGGCGUGGCCCUGCAGUACCUUGGUCGCCAUGCCGACGCCCUUGCAGCAUUUGCCUCUGGUCUGGCGCAGGACCCCAAGAGUCUCCAACUAUUGGUGGGCAUGGUCGAGGCUGCCAUGAAGUCCCCACUACGAGACUCUCUAGAACCCACCUACCAGCAGCUGCAGAGGAUGAAGCUGGACAAGAGUCCGUUUGUGGUGGUGUGUGUGAUUGGUCAGGAGCUGCUGACCGCUGGUUACCAUGGAGCCUCGGUUGUGGUUCUGGAGGCAGGGCUAAAGAUCGGCACAUGCUCUCUGAAGCUCCGAGGUUCAGUGUUCUCUGCUCUCAGCUCAGCCUACUGGUCUCUAGGCAACGCAGAGAAGAGCACAGGACACAUGCAGCAAGACCUGGAGGUCGCCAAGACUCUAGGUGACCAAUCAGGCGAGUGCCGGGCUCAUGGGAACCUAGGGUCCGCCUACUUCUCCAAGGGCAACUACAGGGAGGCUUUAACCAAUCACAGACAUCAGCUGGUCCUCGCCAUGAAACUCAAGGACAGAGAGGCUGCGUCCAGUGCACUGAGCAGCCUUGGCCAUGUGUACACAGCGAUAGCGGACUACCCUAACGCCCUGGCCAGCCAUAAACAGUGUGUGCUGUUGGCACAGCAGACGCAAUGCCCGCUGUCAGAGGCUCGCCAGCUGGGCAACAUGGGAGCUGUCUACACCGCACUGGGAGACUUCACCAAUGCUGUGCUGUGUCACCAGCAACACCUGGACAUAGCUAAGACCCUAGGUAAUGGGCGUGAGGAGGCGCGGGCGUACAGUAACCUGGGCAGUGCCCACCACAGCCAGAGAGACUUUGACAAGGCUGUGUCCUACCACACACUGGUGCUGCAGCUGGCUCAGGAGCUGGAGGACAGGACCAUACAGAUGAGGGCUUACGCCGGCCUGGGACACGCUGCUCGCUGCAUGCAGGACUUGGAGAGGGCAGGCCAGUACCACCAGCAGCAGCUGGACAUAGCAGAGGAGCUGCAGGACAGAGCUGCAAAGGGACGCGCUUCGUCCAACCUGGGUAUAAUCCAUCAGAUGAAGGGGGAGUACGAUGCAGCGUUGAAGCUCCACAAUGCCCACCUGUGUUUGGUCCAGGAGCUGGGGGACUAUGCUGCUCAGGGCAGGGCCUAUGGGAACAUGGGCAAUGCCUUCAACGCUCUGGGGAUGUACGACCAGGCUGUGCGCUACCACCGGCAGGAGCUGCACAUAUCACUAGAGGUGAAUGACCGGCCCUCCCAGGCCUCUACCCAUGGUAACCUGGCUGUAGCCUAUCAGGCUCUGGGCGCUCACGACCGUGCUCUCCAGCACUACCUGCACCACCUGACCAUCGCACGUGAACUACGAGACACACAGAGCACGGCCAGGGCACUAGGUAACCUGGGUAACUUCCACUGCUGUAGAGGGGAGUAUGUCCAGGCGGUUCCCUACUACCAGCAGUACCUGACCCUGUCACCCCAGCUACAGGACCUGGAGGAAGAGGGCAAGGUCUGCCACAACCUGGCCUACACACACUACUGCCUGGGACAGUACAGAGAGGCCGUCAGGUAUUAUGAACAGGACCUGGCCCUGGCUAAAGACCUGGGGGAUAAGUUGUCCCAGGCUAAAGCCUACUGUAACCUGGGUCUGGCCUACAAAGCCCUGGGGGAAUACAACAAGGCUGAGGACUGUCAGAGAUACCUGCUGUCCCUGGCUCAGGCUCUCAACAACACACAGGCUGUGUUCCGUGCCCUGGGGAACCUGGGGGAUGUGUGUGUGUGUCGGGUUGACGUGGCCGGGGCGGUGAGGUUCUACCAGCAGCAGCUCACCCUGGCUCAGGAGGUCAAAGGCCACAAAAUGGAGGCCGACGCAUACUCAGCGCUAGGCUCCGCCCACAGACUCCUCCGUCAGUACGACCUGGCGCUGUCCUUCCACCAGCAGGAGCUGUCUGCCCGCACCGCUCUAGACGACCAACAGGGGCAGUGUGGUGCUCUGGGCCGCCUGGCAGCCGUCCACAUGGCCCUGACGGACUACGCCACAGCCUUCCAGUGCUACCAGGCCCAGCUCACCCUGGCACAGGGCCUCAGAGACGCCCGCGUGGAGGCACAGGUCCAGGGCAACAUGGGCAUCGCCAAGAUGAACAUGGGCGUCCUGGAGGAGGCCAUUGGGUAUUUUGAGCAGCAGUUGGCCAUGCUGGAGCAGCUGAGUGGGGCUGAGUGUGUGCUGGACAGAGGCAGGGCCUACGGGAACCUAGCAGACUGUUAUGACUCUCUGGGUGACUUUGAGGAAGCUAUAAAGUACAGUGAGAUGUUUCUAACCGUGGCUCAGAGUCUCAACCAUGUUCAGGACCAAGAGAGAGCCUACAGGGGACUGGGCAACGCACACAGAUCUCUAGGUAGUCUCCAGCAGGCUUUGGUUUGUUUUGAGAAGAGACUGGUGGUGGCCCAUGAGCUGGGUGGAUCAGGAGGCGGAUCAGGAGGAGGGGGGAAGGCCCAGGCCUAUGGGGAGCUGGGAGACCUACACAGCCAGCUGGGAAAUUAUGAGCAAGCCCUGUCCUGCCUGGAGCAUCAGCUCAACAUCGCCUGCACCUCAGGGGACCGAGCACUAGAGGGCGAAGCGAGCGCGGCGCUGGGUGCAGUGUACCAGCUGAUGGGAGAGAACGAGGCAGCUCUGCAGUGGCACCAGAGCGCAUUAGAGAUUGCGGAGGAGACUGGAAGUGGGAGGAGUCAGGGAAUGGCCUAUGGGAACAUGGGACUGACUUAUGAGGCGCUGGGAAACUACGAAAAGGCUGUGGACUGUCAGGAGCAGCACCUGAGUGUGGCGGCGCAGAAUAAUGACCUCACAGCCAAGACACUGGCAUAUGGCAGCCUGGGGAGGACACACCAUGCGCUACAGAACUACACACAGGCUGUCAUGUACCUGCAAGAAGGUCUGCGUCUAGCGGAGCAGUGUGGGAGGAGAGAGGAGGAGGCUAAGAUCCGUCACCGUCUGGGCCUGUCACUGUGGGCCAGCAGCAACCUGGAAGAGGCCCAGCACCAGCUGUACCGAGCGUCUGCGUUGUUUGAGUCGAUUCGUCACGAGGCCCAGCUCAGCUCAGACUACAGACUGUCUCUGUUCGACUUGCAGACGUCAUCAUACCAGGCUCUCCAGAGGGUCCUCGUCAGCCUGGGUCAUUAUGACGAGGCCCUAGCAGUGGCAGAGCGGGGUCGGACCCGGGCCUUCGCUGACCUCCUGGUGGAGCGACAGCAAGGUCACCAACCCCUGACCUCUGACCCUUAUACCCCGACCCCUGACCCUUACUCCCCGGUAACCAUAGAACACAUCCUGGAUACGGUCAACAGUCAGAAGUCACUGGUGCUGUACUUCUCUCUGGCUGCAGGGUACCUCUACAGCUGGCUACUGGCACCAGGCACAGGUAUAGUGAAGUUCCAUGAGGUGUACCUGGGUGAGGGAGGAGCCGAGCUGCAGGCCGCAGAGAUCCAGGGGGGAGGAGUUAGUGGCUGUCAGACUCUGGAGCAGCACAUCACUGCAGCUAGAGAGGCUCUGGGAGUUGACACCUACUACAGCAGCAGUGAGACGGAGAAUGAAGCAGGUGAUCUGUUAGAACAACAGCUUGAGGAACGACUGACCUCAGCCAGCGACCCCACUGACUGCCUACACAGUCAGGUGUCCAGAAACAACGUCUUCAGCAGAAGUGGUCAGAGUUUGUCCAGUCUGGUCAGUUCUACAGUGUCUCCAGUGAGAGAGACCUCUCUACUCUGUAGACCCGCCCCCCUCACCAAACCCCUACGAGCCCUUCACCACCUGCUCAUUGCACCUAUGGAGGAGGUGCUGAUGCCUGGCAGUGGUGCAGUUGGCAGACACAGACAGUUGGUGUUGGUGUUAGAGGGAGAGCUGUACCUGGUUCCCUUCGCUCUGCUCAAAGGUAGCUCUUCUAAUGAGUACCUGUAUGAGAGGUUCAACCUUCUAGCUGUCCCAUCUAUAGGGAGCCUGGGGGCUGCAGCCAAGUCCCACCCUCGUCACAGAGCUCCUUUCCUCUACAGCGGUGGGGGUUCUAUGACCGCAGUAGUGGGGGCUCCACGCCUGCCCUCCAGGGUGAUGGAGCGUUGGCUGUGGGGGCCGCUGCCCUCUGCCCACGACGAGGCCCUCCGCCUGGGGGAACUGCUGGGUUGCCAGCCCCUCACUGGUACACAGGCCACCAAGGAGCGUGUGCUAGCAGCCAUGAGCCAGGCAGAGUGUGUUCACUUUGCUACUCAUGUCUCCUGGAAGCUGGCGGCCCUGGUUCUCUCCCCCAGCCAGGAUCCAGGGGUAGGCUCAGAAACACGGCCCAAGGAGAGUGCACCAUGUGGGGGAUCACUUUUACGUGAGAGUGGGGAUGUGGGAGCAAGUACUGAGCUACGGGAGGAGAGGAGUGAGGAUGGAGGAAGUGUGUGUGACACAGAGAGUGUGUGUGACGCAGAGAGUGUGUGUGACAGUCCACCGCUACAGGACUUUCUGCUCACUGCGGCCGACAUACUGGACCUGAGACUGCCUGUGAAACUGGUGGUUCUGGGGUCGUACCAGGAGUGUGUCAGCAGAGUGACCUCAGACGGUGUGGUGGGGCUGUCCCGUGCCUUCCUGACAGCGGGUGUGCAGUGUGUGUGUGUGUCGCUGUGGCCCGUUCCCAUGGCAGCAUCCAAGGUGUUCACGCACAGCUUCUACACGGCACUACUGAACGGGACCAAGGCCAGUGCAGCUCUCUCUGAGGCCAUGAAGACUCUACAGAGCAGCACACAUUUCUCACACCCGUCUAACUGGGCGGGCUUCAUGUUGAUUGGCUGUGAUGUGAAGCUGAACAGUCCCUCGUCUCUGAUUGGCCAGGCCCUGGCAGAGAUCCUCCAAUAUCCUGAGAGAGCUAGAGAUGCCCUGAGAGUUCUACUGCACCUGGUUGAGAAGUCUCUCCAGCGUAUACAGAGUCAUCAGAGUAACGCCAUGUACACCUCGCAGCAGAGCGUGGAGAAUAAGGUUGGUGGGGUCCCGGGAUGGCAGGCCCUGCUGUCAGCUGUGGGGUUCCGGUUAGACUGUUCUGGUACCGGCAGUGGUCUCCCCGCUGCUGUCUUCUUCCCUACGGCUGACCCUGGAGAUCGGCUCCAGCUCUGCAGCACCACCCUGCAGUCACUACUCGGUCUGCCUCAUGCAGCCUUCCAGGCUCUCUGUAAACUGGUCACUGCUGCUGAGACUGGAGACCAGCUCAUCAACAAGGCUGUUAAAUAUAUGGUGGGAAUGCUUCACCAGGUAUUGUUUCAGCAGCAGUCAUGUGACAAGGAGCUGGAGUUCUCAUUGGCUCCCAUCCAGGUGUCCAUUAGUGUCCAGCUGUGGAGACUUCCUGGUUGUCAUGAGUUCCUGGCUGCGCUGGGUUUUGACCUGUGUGAGGCAGGACAGGAGGAGGUGCUAUUGAAGACUGGUAAACAGGCUAGCAGACGGACCAUGCACUUUGCUCUGCAGUCUCUACUAGCACUGUUUGACUCUACGGAGCUGCCCAAACGCCUCAGCCUGGACAGCUCUUCCUCUCUUGAGUCUCUCUCCUCUUCCCAGUGUGCCUCCCACUCCCUCCCUCUCUCCCUCCCCCUCAACCUUCCCCAGCCUCCCUUCUCUCCUCCACUUGGCGGCGCAGACGGUCUCUCCUGUGACGCCAUCUCCCUCUACAGCCUCAGCUCACUCACUUCCUCUCUCAGCUUCCUGUCUCGCCCCGAACCCGCAGGAAUUGAUGUCAUCAGCCAGCGCUCACGGCAACAGGAACUGGAGCGGCACCGCGGAGGAGCGGGGUUAUUCGCCUCGCACCGACACACAGGAGGCAUGUCGAGAAACAGAUUAACAAAUCACAGAGGAGGAGGAGGGACAGAGGGGGAGGAACAGGAGGAGUAUGAAGGAUUCUCCAUCAUCAGCAGUGAACCUCUGGGGGGAGGAGGGGGGAGGGAGUGUGACACCUUACCCCUCCCUGGGGGAUACAGACACCUUAGAGGAGCGGGGAGGGGAGACGUGGUGGGGAGAGGGUACCCCGUCUCAGUCUCCUCCAAGGGGAGUGUCAGCACUCCCACCUCACCGCUCAAAGUCCCCCUGCCGCCCCUGGCCAUACCCCCCAGCCCUAACACACAAGCUAAGUCCCAGGGCUCUCAGAGCGUGUCUAAAGGUCAGCUGGUCAGUACAGAGGCGGUGCUCUCUGAGUCUGACCAGUCCAGUACAGAGACAGACAGCACCGUCAAGUCCCAGGAAGACAAGCCUCCCCCCACCCCUCUGGACCCCCAGGAACUGGCCAGCAGGAUCCUGUCAGAGACCCAAAGCCACAUGCAGGCUGUGGAGAGCCUCCAGAGGGGGAGGACAGGAAGGGCAGGCAACGGAGGAGGGGAGGAGGGGUUAAGGGGACCAGAACGUAGGCCCUCCUGCACCUCAGCCCGUCUGACCCCCGCCGCAGGGGGUUUGGGCUUCCGUUCGUCUGAGACCAGCGCUUUCAGCAGACCCAGUAGUAGAGCCAGCCAGCCACCCUCUCGUUCCUCAUCCUUACAGAAGAUCAGCUCCGGCUACAACAGCCCGACCGUAUCCUCCCGCUCUCCCUCCCUCUCUUUCUCUCACCCCAACCCCUCGCCCUCCAGAACCCCAGACCCCCACAUCCAGGUGCAGCUCAGACAUAAAUACCCUAGCUCCCCUUAUACCCCCCACAUCUCACACUCCCCCAAUAGCAUCUCCAUCUCCCCCAGCUCAGGCCACCCUUCCUCAGUCGGAAGCUUCCCAUCCUUGGCUGCAUCCCCAGUCCUCUCCCUGGCCCCUUCCCCUGCCCUCUCUUUCUCCUCCACAGGUUCCACUUCUGCCCGCUCCAGCCCGGCCGAAACCCCAGACCUGGGCCGGUUGAAACGGGCAGGCCUUGUGGACGAGAGGGUACAGGCCAUCCACAACCUGAAGACCUUCUGGUCCAACGCCACCCAGAGGCAGGAGGUUCCCGGCCCAGGCAGGAUGCUCCGAGGUGGUGGGAAGAAGAUGAGCACGGUCCAGAAAGAUGUCCUGGGGCUCCUUCACCUCUCUCCAAGACAUGGAUCCACCAACCAGAACCAGGACACUGAAGGGCCCCAGAGCCCUACCAACCCACCUGAUGGACACAAGAAGCUGGUUCCAAAACCGCCAGUGGUGCUUCCUCCUCAUACUGCUACUGACUCCUUUUUGGGAGGUAGUCCCGGAGCACCCCCACACCCUGUCAGACUGCCCUCGGGGAAAGGCUUCAAGUUCCCCUCGCCUGGGAAAUUCUUCCCCUCCUCCAAAUGCUGAGAGGGGUUAGAGACUCUUAAUGGUUAGAGAUCUGCUCCUGACUCUGAGGCUCUUCUAGUGGAUUAUGCUAGCUGGGCUGUGUGCUAUGAAAGGGACUGAACCUUACACUAGCAAGAAGGCCAAAUGGGGACAACCAAAACUGAAGUUCUGAUUUGCAUUAGUUAAAUAGAAAGUGGGAAUGGGACACUGUGCAGUGACUGACUGCCCCCUAGUGGAAAUGAAAGGAAGGACAGAGCAGGGACAGGUCAUAAAGGAAAGAGUUCAAUCACCCUGAAGGACAGAGGGGGACAGACUGGACUCUGUAUAACUCUGGGUUGAAAUCUGCCUGAGAUUCCUCACUGACAUGUAGUCCCCUUGCCUCCUCCUACACUGUAAAGACACUUUGAUACAGGCAGACUCUUAGAAUGACUGAAAAUACCAAUAUGGUGUUUCUAUUUUUUACCUAAAACGCUCGCUGUUUGCGAAAGUCAAUAAAAUGCUAAAUGGAAUUGUUUUAAUUCUGAUUUAUUUGAAUAUAAUUAUUGUGAAUUGUUAUUACCAAGGUUCGUAACUUAUUAUCGUUAUUAUGUUUUGUAAAUUAAAUCCUGUGCUUUGUAAUCAGUAUUACGUGUUUUUAUAUAUUAAGAAGCAAACGGUGCACACAAAUAAAUAAAAACAUUUAAUAUUUUUAUUGAAGUUUUGAAAAGGCACAUGAGACAAUUUCUUUGUAAAGUAAGUGUUAGUCUGAAAGCAUGAAAUAUAUUGCUAUUCAAUGUUUCAAUGUCUUUUUAACACACACUUUGCACCAGUGGACCCUUGUUAAAGAUGCACUAUGCAGAAAUCACUCUGCCAUUUCCUGGUUGCUAAAAUUCUAAUAGUUCUGCUUAUUUCAGUUUAGUGUAGAGAUGUAUAGUGUAGAGAAUCAUUGUACCAUCUAAACUGCUGUCAGAUAUCUUUUCCAUAACCAAAAAUAUUGUAUUUUCAGCUGUUUGAAAAUGGUAUACAAAACUGAAAGUAAAAGAUGGAAAAACUAAAUGUUAAACCGGGGAGCAUAGAAAUAGCGCACAUAGAACAUAUACAGCUUCUUAGACUUGCUUUCGAUGAAUGACAGAUCUAUCACUUCCAUUUCUAUGUGAAUUUGAUCGGGUCGCCCGAAAAGUUACAUAUUGCAGCUUUAAACAUGCAUCUCAGUUCUUUCCCAGUAAAAUAAUUGAAAUAAAGGUUUACUCUCUUGUCA
This is a messenger RNA of Oncorhynchus kisutch (coho salmon), 9271 nucleotides long. Its product is annotated as tetratricopeptide repeat protein 28. Gene Ontology annotation, molecular function: protein binding. NCBI's taxonomy places the organism in Eukaryota, Metazoa, Chordata, Actinopteri, Salmoniformes, Salmonidae. The record is from RefSeq and is a predicted model, not a curated record.